AUGAGAACAUUGUGUCCAAAUUUGGAGAAGAAAGAUGGGUUGGAGACAGUGUUGGAGGUCCCAAUACCAGAGGAGAUGUUUGAGAAAUUGAGUAGCAAUGGCAAUGCUGCAUUACAAUGGAAGAAUAUGCGUAAUCUUAUGAGGGCUCAAACUACAGAAAAAUAUUCUUCUCAACAUGUCGCUCUUGAUCAAUUUAUGUUUUUGUUUAAAAUCGUUGGCUCUGCUCUUGUCCCUUUUCAGGUUCAAUCGGACCCUACUGUUAAAUUGCCUCUUAAGGUAAUUAAUUCAGAGGAUUCUACUGCUAAAUACAUAGUACAACAAUAUGUAGCAGCAUGUGGAGGGCAAGCCGCAUUGAAUUCAGUAAAUAGCAUGUGUGCAGUAGGCCAAGUGAAGAUCUCUACAUCAGACAUGCAUCAAAGUGGUAUCAACGACAACUCAAAAUGCCACUGUGAGGUUGGAGCUUUUGUCUUAUGGCAAAAGAACCCUGACCAGUGGGUUUUAGAAUUGGUUGUUUCAGGUUGCAAGGUAAGUGCAGGAAGUAAUGGUAAGGUUGCUUGGAGUCAAUCUUCCUCUAGCUCUAGUGCUUCAAAAGGUCCUCCAAGACCCCUUAGAAGAUUUUUCCAGGGUUUGGACCCCAGAUCAACAGCGAAUUUGUUCUCGAAUGCUAUUUGUUUUGGAGAGAAGACUAUUAAGGACGAAGAAUGUUUUAUUCUAAAAUUGGAAUCUAGUAUAGAGAUGCUUAAGGCACAAAGUAUGAUUAAUACUGAAGUUGUCCAUCACACAAUAUGGGGCUACUUCAGCCAAAGAACAGGUCUUCUAGUUCAAUUUGAGGAUACAAAAUUAGUAAGAUUAAAGUCAACAAAGGGGGAUAGCAAUGUGUUCUGGGAGACAAGUAUGGAAUCUAUUCUUGAAGAUUAUAGAUAUAUUGAAGGUAUCAACGUUGUUCAUAGUGGAAAAACAGCAGCAACAAUUUAUAGAUAUGGAAAGAACAUAGAUUAUAGAGCAAAAAUUGAAGAGACUUGGUUCAUUGAAGAGAUCGAUUUCAAUAUAUUUGGUUUGUCAAUGGAGUGUUUUUUGCCUCCUGCUGAUGUAAACAAAGAAACUGAAUUUGAAGACCAAGCGAUCGCUUGCUAG
Solanum tuberosum (potato) is the source of this 1134-nucleotide messenger RNA. RefSeq lists its product as uncharacterized. The transcript is spliced from 3 exons. Lineage: Eukaryota; Viridiplantae; Streptophyta; Magnoliopsida; Solanales; Solanaceae. The coding region runs from base 1 to 1134 and encodes 377 amino acids. The record is from RefSeq and is a predicted model, not a curated record.